This is a messenger RNA of Jaminaea rosea, 1997 nucleotides long. RefSeq lists its product as hypothetical. The transcript has 2 exons. The coding region runs from base 212 to 1813 and encodes 533 amino acids. The record is from RefSeq and is a predicted model, not a curated record. NCBI's taxonomy places the organism in Eukaryota, Fungi, Basidiomycota, Exobasidiomycetes, Microstromatales.
GCCUUCGUACACCGACAUCGAAUGUGCCCGCGGCAUGAUGUCCCGCGCUGGUCUUCUACAAGCCACCGUCAGAGUCACCUCCGAGAAGGCCCGUCGAAUGCAGACAAGGCAAGAAGAUGGACCAGAUCGAAAAGGAUAAAAGGACAGCCUUCCUCGUCGAAGCAAAGCAUCUUCAUCCAUUCGUCCAUCACUUUUGUUCUCCUCUGCAACCAUGCGGACCUUCGCCCUCCCCCUCGCCGCCAUCUUGGGCGCCCUAUGCCUUACCAAGCUCGCCAACGCCCAGGGCUCCAUGAGCUCGACUGACAGCACGGUGACCCCAGCGGACAGCUUGAUCACCGCCAUCCUUGCCACCAACCAGACUGAGGGUGUUCCCGACGAUGCCUGGCCCGCUCAGCCCGUCGAUGCUACCGAGGUUGCUACCAACACCUCUUCCGUCAUUGCCCGCCGCGCCAUGAUCAACAAGGGCAACAUUGCGCUCCAACGCCGCGCUCCUACGCCCGUCGGGUCAGCCACCUCGCCUUCGGGGACCGCCUACCAGAUCAUCUCUGACGGACAAGACGCAAGCAACCAGUAUGCCACUGCCGCCGUUCAGAUGCCUGCCUACCUGACGUACACCGUCGUCACCAACGCCACGGACGCAUCUGGCAACUGGAACUUCGCCGCAGCCCGCGACGCUUGCCUCAAGUUCUGCGACCGUACGCCGAGCUGCGUGACGGCCAAUCUCUACAAGGAGUACAACAACCCACUGCUUGACUACACUUUCAGCGAGAAGAGCAACGCCAAGUGCGCUCUGUUCGGCGAUGUUCCCGAGCUCGACCAGAUCACCAACAAGGGUGGUCAGCAGCUCAAGAAAGCGCCCGAGCCCUUGACCCGCAUCGACUCCGCCUCGGUCUUCACCGUGCCCAGCCGCCUGGAUGCCAACCCCACCGUCCCUGGCUACACGCAGACGUACGGGCCCAUUAACGCAGCCAACAACGACCCGGGCUACAUGACGUACAAGCUUCUCACCAAGAACGACCCCGUAGCCUGCUCCAAGAUCUGCGACCAGACCUCUGGCUGCGUAGCCUUCAACACCUGGCGCGGUGUCGUCAACGGUGACCCUCGCACCUACACUUGCUCCCUGUACCGCAACUACAUCGACGCUUCGACCGCCAAGAACUUCGGCGACGAUGUCAACAAGGUCAAGGUCACCUACUCGCGAGGCUACGUCAAAUCGGCCGUGGCCGCUGUCCAACAGUGCGAGGUGAACAACGGCAUGCAGGGCUUCAAGUGGGAGUACUACUACCGCCCCAAUGAGGUUACAAAGCCUGACGCUUGCCCCUACGACCGCGACAUCGUCGACCUUGGCGACCCAUCGACCGCUCAGACGACUGGCACUGCCAUUGGUCAAAGAUUCGAGCCUUACGCCGGUGGCAGCACCUUCAGGCCAUAUGGCACCAACCAGGAUCUGGAAUCGUCCCUCUUUACCAUGCUGCACACCUUCUACUUCAAGGCUCCCGCCGACGGAGCUUACAAGUUCCAGCUCGCAAACGUCGACGACGUUGCCCGUGUCUGGUAUGGCGAUGUGGCCAAGAGCGGCUGGAGGACGACUGACGCUGACCAGACGGGCCGCUGCGCCGCACCGGCGGCGGGCGACAAGGUCGUCACGAUGAAGAGCGGUGACUACCUGCCGAUUCGAAUUGCUUGGACUGACGGACUCCCGCCUGGAUCAUUCCUUUUCAGGGUGUUCAGCCCUGCGGGCCAGGACAUGGGUAUCUCCCAGUUCGUCCGAGGGUCGUGCGAUGGGUCUGUUGCUCCCUUCGGAUCUGCCUAGGCGUGAGAGCUCCGCUUCAACGAAGCAGCCUCAGUCAUACUCUCCAUGUCACCGUCCGCUGUCUGUCCUCCCGUGUUCUCCCCAGUAUUCCCCGCCGCUGAGCUUUCUCUUGCUCAGUCGUCUUGUUCUCACUGUGUCAAUGUCAUCUGUGUCGUCUGAAAGCUGCAAGUCUGCGCAACUGUGC